Tripterygium wilfordii is the source of this 2119-nucleotide messenger RNA. RefSeq names its product rop guanine nucleotide exchange factor 14-like. The coding region runs from base 213 to 1877 and encodes 554 amino acids. NCBI's taxonomy places the organism in Eukaryota, Viridiplantae, Streptophyta, Magnoliopsida, Celastrales, Celastraceae. The record is from RefSeq and is a predicted model, not a curated record. Gene Ontology annotation, molecular function: guanyl-nucleotide exchange factor activity. The transcript is spliced from 8 exons.
AUCCAAAGAAAGAGGAGCCUCCCAACUGCCCCUCCUCGUCUCAAUAAAUAAACACACACCACACGCCAAUAUCUCCAGCAUUUGCAGAAUCAUAUCUAUCAGCCAAUCUCCUCCAAGUUUCCUUCAAACUUGGUGCAAAGAGUCCAGCCACAAAAAACAAGUUUGGUUCUUUUUCUAUCGGAGAAAGACUGAAAGGAAAACAGCUCAAAGGGAUGAUGAUGAUGAGAAGAAGACUCGCUUGUUGCACCAGGGACAGAGGAUGCAGCUUUGACUGGGAUGAACAAGAGAGGAUAACGACCUAUAACGGCCUUGAGAGCUGCAUUCUUAGCAACCAAUCUUAUGAGAAUGAAAGUGGAACAAGCAGAGGACAAGGGUUUGCAAGUGAUUCUCUGGACGAAGACUACUCAAGUUCUUCUUCUAGUAAAGAUGCUUUUGGGUCAUUUUCUUCUAAAUGGUUGACAAUGAAGAGGGAUGACCAGGGUUUGGAUGAAUGGGAUGUAUCAGAGAGCCCCCAACAUUUUUAUGUUAAAGAGAAACCCGCUCGCGCCAUUCAAUUUUCAGAUGCUGAGACAAUGAAAGAAAAUUUUGCCAAGCUUUUACUUGGUGAAGAUAUAACCGGGGGAAGUAAGGGUCUCUCCACUGCAUUAGCAUUGUCCAAUGCCAUAACAAAUCUUGCAGCUUCGGUUUUUGGUGAGUUGUGGAAACUAGAGCCUUUGUCUCAAGAAAUGAAGAAGAAAUGGAAAAGGGAAAUGGACUGGUUGCUCUCUCCUACAAACCAUAUGAUUGAGUUGGUUCCUGCUAAGCAAAAUGGUGCUAAUGGCCGGAUCUUGGAGAUAAUGACACCAAAAGCUCGUGCAGACGUCCAAAUGAAUCUUCCAGCACUGAAAAAAUUGGACUCCAUGCUUAUUGAAACACUGGAUAAAAUGGUGAAUACUGAGUUCUGGUACACAGAACUAGGCAGCAGGAACAAGAGUAGAGGGCAGAGUAAGAGGUGGUGGCUUCCGAUGCCACAGGUACCGACAACUGGGCUCUCAGACUAUGAAAGAACAAAAUUGCUCUCCCAGAGUAAAGUGGUUCAUCAAAUAUUCAAGGCUGCUAAAGCCAUUAACGAAAAUGUUCUUCUUGAGAUGCCUGUCCCAGCAAUUAUCAGAGAUGCACUUCCGAAGUCAGGAAAGGCAAGUUUGGAUGAGAAACUGUACAAGGCCCUGACAGAACAACCAUUCUCAGCUGAGAAGAUGCAUCGUUAUCUCAAUUUCGCAUCUGAAAACCGUGCCCUUGAAGCCAUCAACAGGUUGGAAGCUGCUGUACUUACAUGGAGGGAGAGGAUUACAGAACAAGUUAAUGGUAAAUCCCCAGUUCGAACAUCGUGGUCGUUUGUUAAGGAUCCAAUGUCGGAUCAUGAUAAGAUGCAAUUACUAUUGGACCGAUCAGAAGCUCUUCUGCAACAGCUAAAGGCAAGAUAUCCAAACCAUCCACAAACAUUCCUGAAUGCUACCAAAGUCCAAUAUGGAAAGGAUGUAGGGCAUGCAAUACUUGAAGCUUAUUCCCGGGUUCUGGGGAACUUGGCUUUCGGCAUACUUUCGAGGAUCAAAGAUAUCGCGCAAGAAGAUGCUCUAAGCAAUCCCACUUCACCAGCAGCAACAUGUUGCUUUAAUGGAGCAAUAGGAAAUAUGGUUAGUUCCCAUAUCCGGCACUCACUCAUCAAUCAGAUGAACCAGGUGGCCGACGGAAAAUAUGUAAGGCAAAGUGAUUCUGAUGAAAACAGUAACUUAGAUUCGGAAUUCUCGCACACACCAGCUAGUGCAAGGUCAGUGACUUCAACACCGAGUGGAAGGCGGGUAUGGUGCAUUGGUAAAGAAGCUUGUAAUUCACCUUAAUAUAGAACAGGUGGUUCCUGCUAGAUUUUGUCUAAGUCAUACAAUCAUUUGCUUAUAUAUAUAUAUAUAAGAGAUGAAGGAAGUUGACUGCAUCUCUUAUUAUGAAUUAGAAUCACAAAGAGAAGCCAAAACCCAAAAGCAUAUGAGACAGCAACAAAUCCUCAGAAGACUAAAUUCAAAAAAAAGAAGAAAAAGAAAAGAGCAGAACCUGAUCAAAAGAAAGACAAGAAAGAAAGAAAGAA